AUGGUGGUAUCACUUCUCUUUAUAUUGAAGUAUGAUGGUUCUUCAAAGUCGAGAAGCCACCGAAGAGAAAAUGGGCAAAAGAAAGCAGCAUUUUUGGACAAAGAUGAUGUUUGGAAGACAUGUUAUAAAGCAAUUCAUCCUAAUUGGCUGCUUGCUUAUAGACUAAUUGCUUUCUCCCUACUUCUGUCUUUACUCACUGCAGAUCUAGGAUCUUCACUGUCCAUCCGUGGCUGUCUCCAAUCUUGCAAGGGAGAUAGUGGUGCUAGCACUGAUGGUGUUGAUACAGAGAGAGGCACUUACAUUGCUCCAGUUCCUGAAAAUGCAAGCGUACUUAUUGUAUCCAAUGGCUUGAAUUCCCAUGGCGAGCCACAUGAUUAUUGCUGCCUGGCCUUGCAAAUAGUCUUCCAGCUGGCUGUUUGUAUGCAUUCUGUCAAUGCUAUUUGCCUUCUAGGUGAUGUGUGUCUAAAUCGUCUACGGUUUCCUUUCUUCCGGAUAGCAUAUUUUGUUCUUUGGACAUGCGUCUUUGUCAUUUUCCAGUGGAUCCUCCAUAUUUUUGUCUCGUUGAGGUGGCCGUAUCCCUUUCUAGAUUUGUCAUCUCAAUAUGCUCCCCUUUGGUACUUUGCUGUUGGUAUUCUCCAUCUGCCUUGCUAUGGAAUGUUUGCCAUACUGAUUAGAAUAAAGACUUAUUUGGACGAAUUCAGAGUCCUUGAGGUGUGGGGAAAUCUGGUAACAAUCAGUUCCGUUUGUGCCGCCUUGGCGGGAGUUUGGUCGCUCUGGCAGGGCCACUACAGCGGAAUGAUAGCCGUUGGGGCGGGUCAUCUUCACGAGACUAUUGACAGACCUCGCUUAGAAGAUCAGCGAUCAUCACUUCGAUUUCAAGGGUGA
This is a messenger RNA of Solanum tuberosum (potato), 885 nucleotides long. RefSeq lists its product as uncharacterized. The record is from RefSeq and is a predicted model, not a curated record. Gene Ontology annotation, cellular component: membrane. The transcript has 9 exons. Bases 1 to 885 code for a protein of 294 amino acids. Lineage: Eukaryota; Viridiplantae; Streptophyta; Magnoliopsida; Solanales; Solanaceae.